This is a messenger RNA of Phragmites australis (common reed), 1316 nucleotides long. Its product is annotated as zinc finger CCCH domain-containing protein 56-like. Gene Ontology annotation, molecular function: mRNA binding; metal ion binding. The transcript has 2 exons. Lineage: Eukaryota; Viridiplantae; Streptophyta; Magnoliopsida; Poales; Poaceae. Bases 1 to 1086 code for a protein of 361 amino acids. The record is from RefSeq and is a predicted model, not a curated record.
AUGGACUACACCAACGCGAUCCACAUCAUACCGGACGCCGCCGGCCCCGACGCCUGGGCCAACGCGGCGGCGCCUCCCUCCGGCGGGGACGCCGGCAUCUGGGCCACCGAGGACGACUACCGCCAGUGGAGCGCCGACCCGGGGUCCGGCGGGGCCGGCUACGGCGACCGGAACCCCUCCUCGAGGGCAGGUAGCGAGCAGCCACCGCCGGGCAAGAAGCCACGCGGGGGCUCGUCGGGCGGCGGCGACGGUGGCGGGGGCAGCACGAGCAAGUCGCGCGCCAUCGGCAAGAUGUUCUUCAAGACCAAGCUCUGCUGCAAGUUCCGCGCCGGGACCUGCCCUUACGUCACCAACUGCAACUUCGCGCAUGGAAUGGAGGAGCUCCGCAAGCCGCCGCCCAACUGGCAGGAGAUCGUGGCCGCGCACGAGGAGGCCGCGGAGCAGCGGGAGGAGCACCAGAUCCCCAUCAUGACCUCCGCCAGCGUGGUCUCCGGGGACGGCGGCGGUGCGCAGGGGGGGAGGGCGUACAAGGGCCGGCACUGCAAGAAGUUCUACACCGAGGAAGGGUGCCCCUACGGUGACGCUUGCACCUUCCUGCACGAUGAGCAGUCCAAGGCACGGGAGAGCGUGGCGAUCAGUCUCUCACCAUCAGUCGGCGGCGGCGGAGGUUACAACGCCGCCUCCGCCAACGGGGCUUCAGUGCAGAAGCCGUCCAACUGGAAAACGAGGAUCUGCAACAAGUGGGAGAUGACUGGAUACUGCCCGUUUGGGAGCAAGUGCCAUUUCGCUCAUGGAGCUGCUGAACUCCACAAGUAUGGUGGCGGACUUGUCGACUUGGACAGCAGGGAUGCUGCAUCAACUCCUGACUCGAAGCAAGUUGGUGGUUCUGCAAAAGCUCCUGCGGAGUCUGCUGCUGCAUCCACCGCGAUACCCCCUCACACAGACGUGUACCAUCUAGGCAACCAAUUGCAGCGUUCGACCCUUGUCAGCCAGAGGUCUGGGCAAGUGCAAAGGCCUAUUCAGAAAUGGAAGGGGCCUGACAAGAUCAGCAGGAUCUAUGGUGAUUGGAUAGACGAAAAUGAGUAGGAAAAGUAUCUGGCCGCCUCCUGGUUGGGGCCUUACCCACUUAAAGGGUUCUGGUUGGCAUGCGAAACCUUGUAUCAACAGAAUGUGGUGCUAGACUAAAUAUUGUGUUGCUGUAGGUACUGUUGUCUCUGUUGUAUGCAUGCUAAAAUUAUGCUCAACUUUAGUAUUCAGGAAGGGAAAUAUGGAUAUCUGAAGUUGAACUGGUAGAAUAUAUGGUCACUUGUUCUGUU